AUGGCACAGGCUCAACCGCAGCUGAGCCACAAGGACGGUGCCUUGUUCCGUCAGGUUGUCCGGCACUUUGAAAACAAGCAAUACAAAAAGGGUCUCAAAGCCGCCGAACAGAUCCUGCGGAAAACGCCCAACCAUGCCGACACGCAGGCCAUGAAGGCCCUGAUUAUCAGUCACCAAGGCCACACCGAAGAAGCCUUCGCCUUGGCCAAGACGGCCCUCAACAACAAUAUGAAGUCCCACGUCUGCUGGCACGUCUACGGCUUGCUUUACCGCGCCGAAAAGAAUUACGAAGAGUCCAUCAAAGCAUACAAGUUCGCGUUGCGGCUAGAGCCCGAAUCGGCACCGAUACAGAGGGACCUGGCCCAUUUGCAGAUCCAAAUGCGAGAUUACGAAGGCUACAUCCAAAGUCGGAGAAAUAUGCUGCAGCAGAAGCCGGGGUUCAGGCAGAAUUGGACCGCGCUUGCCAUCGCGCAACACCUUGCCGGCAACUAUGAGGAUGCCGAGACCACCCUUACCACCUACGAAGAGACGCUCAAGGCGAAACCCGACAGGCUCGACAUGGAGCAUUGGGAGGCCAUCCUCUAUAAGAAUUACAUCAUCGCAGAAUCGGGCGCGGUCGAGAAGGCGCUGGACCACCUGGAGGCCGUAGGCAAGAAAGCCAGGGACGUGUUGGCCGUCAUGGAAAUGAGGGCAGACUACUUAGCCAGGCUGGGCCGAAAAUCCGAGGCCGAGGCUGCCUACGCCGAAUUACUGCAUCGCAACCCCGACGAUUCAGCUUACUACGAUGGCUGGAUAUCUAACAAGGGACUCAAAGACGGCCCAGCCUUGGAGAUCAAGAAGGCCUACGAUGAGCUGGCGGAGAAGUUUCCCAGAGCAGAUCUACCGAGGCGAAGACCGUUGGAUGUCCUUUCAGGGGAUGACUUCAGACAAGCGGCUGACCAAUAUUUGCAACGCAUGCUCCGGAAAGGAGUGCCCUCAACGUUCGCCAACAUCAAACACCUGUACACAGAUGCUUCAAAACGAGAUAUCGUCCAAGAUCUAGUGCAAGGAUACGCAUCUGAACUCCCGUCCCAUCCACAAUCCAACGGUACCGAUCCGACCGGCGCCAGUAAGAACGAAUCCUCACACUUCGACUCCUCGGUCCUCUACUUCCUUGCUCAGCAUUACAACUACAAACUCAGCCGCGACCUCGACAAAGCGCUAGAGUGUGCCGACAAAUGUAUAUCCCUCGACCCCAAGUCCGUCGACUUCCACGCCGUCAAAGCCCGCACGUACAAGCACAAGGGAGAGCUCGCCAAAGCCGCCGAACUCAUGGAGCAAGCCCGCUCGCUGGACGAGAGGGACCGUGCCAUCAACAGCAAAUGUGCAAAGUAUCAGCUCCGAAGCGACCAGAAUGACAAGGCUCUCGAAACGGCCAGCAAAUUCACCCAAAAUCGCACUGGCGGGCCGUUGGGCGAUUUGGUAGAUAUGCAGUGUGUCUGGUACCUCGUUGAAGACGGACAGUCGUACCUGCGGCAGCGGAGACUUGGACUCGCGUUGAAGCGAUUUCACCAAGUAUUCAGCAUCUUUGACAUAUGGCAGGAAGAUCAAUUCGACUUCCACAACUUCUCUCUCAGAAAAGGUAUGAUCCGGGCAUAUGUCGAUAUGCUGAGAUGGGAGGAUCGACUGAGGGAGCAUCCCUUCUUCUCGGCGAUGGCGAUUUCCGCAGUGAAGGCUUACCUUUUGCUCUUCGACAACCCUGACCUGGUACACGGACCGAUCAUGGACGGUGCCAACGGGACAAGCAAGUCCGGGGAGAUGACGGCCGCAGACCGCAAAAAGGCCCUCAAAAAGGCCAAACGCGAUCAAGAGAAGCUGGAGAAAGCGGAGGCGGAGAAGAAAGCCGCGCUCAAGGCUUCGAAACCCACGCCGAAAGCUGAAGAGGGGGAGAACAAAAAGGAGGAUCCGGACCCGUUUGGUAAGACCUUGUUGGAGACGAAGGAGCCGCUCAAAGAGGCCAUGAAGUUCUUGGGCCCGCUUCUGGAGUUUUGCCCGGAGAACAGCGAGGCACAGGAACUCGGGUUCGAAACAUACCUCCGGCGCAAGAAAUACCUGCUCGCGGUGAAAUGCCUGCUCAAGCUGAAGGCGCUGGGAGUGGAGCCCUCGAAGACCCAAGAAUUGGGCAAGAGGCUGAAGAGAGCGAUCGAGGGGGACAAAGAAGUCCCGGACAAGGUGAGAGAGAUUGUCAAGGCCGAGGCCGGCGAGUUGGCGCAAUGA
Cladophialophora yegresii CBS 114405 is the source of this 2256-nucleotide messenger RNA. Its product is annotated as acetyltransferase. The transcript has 2 exons. NCBI's taxonomy places the organism in Eukaryota, Fungi, Ascomycota, Eurotiomycetes, Chaetothyriales, Herpotrichiellaceae. Gene Ontology annotation, biological process: N-terminal peptidyl-methionine acetylation. The coding region runs from base 1 to 2256 and encodes 751 amino acids. Gene Ontology annotation, molecular function: protein-N-terminal amino-acid acetyltransferase activity; protein binding. Gene Ontology annotation, cellular component: NatA complex; cytoplasm. The record is from RefSeq and is a predicted model, not a curated record.